Laetiporus sulphureus 93-53 is the source of this 1891-nucleotide messenger RNA. Its product is annotated as cytochrome P450. The coding region runs from base 122 to 1621 and encodes 499 amino acids. The transcript is spliced from 12 exons. NCBI's taxonomy places the organism in Eukaryota, Fungi, Basidiomycota, Agaricomycetes, Polyporales, Laetiporaceae. Gene Ontology annotation, molecular function: monooxygenase activity; oxidoreductase activity, acting on paired donors, with incorporation or reduction of molecular oxygen; iron ion binding. The record is from RefSeq and is a predicted model, not a curated record.
GCUAAUCUGCAGUCGGUAAGCGGCUCAAUCGGAGCAUUCAAAAGGCGGAGUUCAUCUAUGCUCCGUGGUGGGUUUCAGGCUGCCAUAGCAUUCUUGCAGUUUGAAACUGGUCAUCAUCGCGAUGAACGAUACUUUUCAGAUUGUCUGCGCUUUGCUUGUCGCAUUAGCUGGCUUGGCUUUCGUCCGAUGGAGGUUCGACCCACUUUACUCCGUCCCAACAAUCGGCCCAUCCGUGCCUUUUCUCUCAUACCUAGGAGCAUACAGAUACUGCCGACAUGCCCCCGAGGUUCUACAAGAAGGUUACAGCAGGUACAAAGUGUUUAAGGUGGCCAUGGUCGAUCGUUGGCUCGUCGUUGUCAGUGGUUCGGACAUGAACGACGAAUUGCGCAAAGUCCCGGAUUCACACAUGAGUUUCGAGGAAGCGGCCCGGGAGUUCAUCCAAACUAAGUAUACCAUCGCGCCGGAUGCGGACAAGUAUCCGAUUCACAUUGCGGUCAUUCGCGGUCCGCUAACGCGCAAUCUGGGGGUUGUGUUCGCGGAUGUCGUCGACGAAGUUCAGGCCGCAUUCAAAGAGGUGCUCCCUGUUGAAGGCGAUGAAUGGAUAGCUGUUCCCGUCAUUCGUUCCAUGGCGGAGAUCGUGGCUCGUGCGACAAAUCGGGUGUUCGUUGGUCUUCCAUUUUGCCGGAACGAGGAAUACCUCAACACCGUUGUCAAUUUCGCGUUCGACGUCAGCAAAGGGCGGAUGAUCCUCUCGUAUGUUCCUCAGCUGUUCAAAGGCAUUGUCGGCAGUAUGCUCCCGUGGUCCAAAAGAGCAAUCAACAAAGUAGGAGUCUUCAUAAAGCCGAUCAUCGAGGAGCGCCUGCGCAAUUUGCGAGAGCAUGGAGACGCAUGGGCCGACAAACCCAACGACUAUCUGAUGUGGUUGAUGGACGCAGCGAAGAAAACGGGCGGAUCGCCCGAUGUCGUCGUCUCGGCGAUGCUGGUCUCCAACUUCGCAGCUAUUCAUACCUCCAGCAAUAGCAUUACCCACGCCAUUUACCACCUAGCUGCGAACCCAGAAUACACGCAGCCGAUGAGAGAGGAAAUUGAGGCAGUCGUCAAGGAAGAGGGAUGGUCAAAAGUCGCCGUCGGCAAGAUGUGGAAAUUAGAUAGUUUCAUGCGGGAGUCGCAGCGGAUCAAUGGUAUAGUCUCCAUCGCCGUGAUGCGUAAAGUCCUCCAAGACUACACGCUCUCUGAUGGGACCUAUGUUCCCGCGGGCACUCUCGUCGCCGGGGCAGCUCUCGCUACCCACUAUGACGAGAAGCACUAUGAACGCGCAGGCGUAUUCGAGCCGUUCCGAUUUUCAGAUAUGCGCGCGGAGGAGAGCGAGCGGAUAAAGCAUCAGUUCGUUAGCACGUCCCCUGAAUACAUCCCCUUCGGCCAUGGGAAACAUGCCUGCCCUGGACGAUUUUUCGCAGCGAACGAACUGAAGCUUAUGAUGGCACACAUCAUUCUCAAUUACGAUGUGAAGUUGGAAGGUACGACGACUCGACCAGCUAAUUGGACGUUGUGGCAUAGCGUUUUGCCCGCGCGCGAUGCAAGGGUGUUGUUCAGGAAGCGACAAGCUAUCAUUACAGCUUGAACCACAGAGAUGAGCAGAACCGUCUUGGAGGAGUGUCAUUUUCAGUCAGAGGUUGGACAUCUGGUGGAUGAAAUGAUAUGGAGGACAUCUAGCUUAGCAGAUGGCGCUAGGAAGCUCAAGAGAACGUGUAUCUCUCUUGUAUCUCUUGACCAAAGAGUCGUAAACACGAUUCCUCGCCGUCAAGAUUAUCUCCGAGAAUCCUUGCGACGUCCGAGUUGGUGGUAAAUAGAAUCACAUAGCAUGAGAGAAAUAAAGUGAUAUGCAUGGAGG